AUGUCAUGGAAUGUCAAAGGAUUAGGGAAAUCUGAGAAGAGGGGAAGGAUUAGGAAGCUCAUUUGUGAUAGGAGGGUUGACUUACUUCUAUUGCAGGAAACUAAGAAAGCUUCUAUUUCAGAAAGUGAAGUUAGAACCUUGUGGGGAAGGAGUAACAUGGAAUUUAUGGCAGUGGAUUCAAAAGGGACAACAUGGGGAUUACUCUGUAUUUGGGAUCCAAGUUUAUUUCAAUUGAAGGACUGUUGUUGUAAUAGAAGAUUUGUUCUCCUGUCAGGUACUCUCCUGAAUUCUUUUGAUUGUGUUAUACUAAAUGUUUAUACUCCUAAUGAUGUGAGUGGUAGAGGUAUUCUUUGGGAUACUUUACUAAAAUUAAAGUCUGAUUUUCCAAAUCUAUGGAAGUACACACGGUGUAAUGCUCAGGAGGGGGAGAAAUGGUGUGGGAUUGAUAGGGUUCUGCUAAAUCCUGAGUGGUUGCAAAGAUUUAACUUCAAGUUAUGGGGUCUUCCUAGAACUUGUUCUGAUCACUGCCUACUCCUGUUAAUGGAAGAUGAGAGGGAUUGGGGGCCAAGACCUUUUAGGUUCAUUAAUGCAUAG
Messenger RNA from Camellia sinensis, 594 nucleotides. The record is from RefSeq and is a predicted model, not a curated record. NCBI's taxonomy places the organism in Eukaryota, Viridiplantae, Streptophyta, Magnoliopsida, Ericales, Theaceae.